Messenger RNA from Jaculus jaculus (lesser Egyptian jerboa), 2823 nucleotides. RefSeq names its product protein phosphatase, Mg2+/Mn2+ dependent 1D (gene Ppm1d). Lineage: Eukaryota; Metazoa; Chordata; Mammalia; Rodentia; Dipodidae. Gene Ontology annotation, biological process: protein dephosphorylation. The transcript has 6 exons. Gene Ontology annotation, cellular component: nucleus; cytosol. Bases 33 to 1853 code for a protein of 606 amino acids. Gene Ontology annotation, molecular function: protein serine/threonine phosphatase activity; mitogen-activated protein kinase binding; cation binding. The record is from RefSeq and is a predicted model, not a curated record.
GGGAGCUGGGUGAUCUCCCCGGGCAGCCGGCCAUGGCGGGGCUGUACUCGCUGGGAGUGAGCGUCUUCUCGGAUCAGGGCGGGAGGAAGUACAUGGAGGACGUGACUCAGAUCGUCGUGGAGCCCGAGCUGACUGCAGAAGAAAAGCCGUCGCCCAGGCGGCGGUCUCUCGUCCGGCCGUCGUCUCCUCUGCGUUCCUCGGCCGGCGGCGGAGCGGCGGCGGCUAAAGGCCCGCCGGCGGCGGCGGCGGCGACAGCGACAGCGGCGGUUACCCGAGACGCUCGCGACCCUCCGGCGGACGCCGGGGCCUCGCCGGGAGCCGGCCGCUGCUGUCGCCGCCGCUCGUCGGUGGCCUUCUUCGCCGUGUGUGACGGGCACGGCGGGCGGGAGGCGGCACAGUUCGCCCGCGAGCACUUGUGGGCUUUCAUCAAGAAGCAGAAGGGCUUCACAUCGUCCGAGCCCGCCAAGGUCUGCGCUGCCAUCCGCAAAGGCUUCCUCGCCUGUCACCUCGCCAUGUGGAAGAAACUGGCAGAGUGGCCAAAGACUAUGACAGGUCUUCCCAGUACAUCAGGGACGACGGCCAGUGUGGUCAUCAUACGAGGCAUGAAGAUGUAUGUAGCUCACGUAGGUGACUCAGGAGUAGUCCUUGGAAUUCAGGAUGACCCGAAGGACGACUUUGUCAGAGCUGUGGAGGUGACACAAGACCAUAAGCCAGAACUGCCCAAGGAAAGAGAGCGCAUCGAAGGACUUGGUGGGAGUGUGAUGAACAAGUCUGGGGUGAAUCGUGUGGUGUGGAAAAGACCUCGGCUCUCUCACAGUGGACCUGUUCGAAGGAGCACAGUUAUUGACCAGAUUCCUUUUCUGGCAGUGGCAAGAGCACUUGGUGACUUAUGGAGCUAUGAUUUCUUCAGUGGCAAGUUUGUGGUGUCACCUGAACCAGACACAAGUGUCCACACUCUUGACCCUCAGAAGCACAAGUAUAUUAUCCUGGGGAGUGAUGGACUGUGGAACAUGAUUCCACCUCAGGAUGCCGUCUCCAUGUGCCAAGACCAAGAGGAGAAAAAAUACAUGACGGGUGAACAUGGACAAUCAUGUGCCAAAAUGCUUGUGAACAGAGCACUAGGCCGCUGGAGGCAGCGAAUGCUCCGAGCAGACAACACCAGUGCAAUCGUCAUCUGCAUCUCUCCAGAAGUGGACAAUCAGGGAGACUUCAGUAAUGAAGAUGAGCUCUAUCUCAACCUGACUGACAGUCCUUCUUACAAUAGUCAGGAAUCCUGUGUGAUGAUUCCUUCUCCAUGUUCUACACCACCAGUCAAGUCACUGGAAGAGGACCCAUGGCCCAGACUGAACCCCAAGGACCAUAUACCUGCUCUUGUUCGUAGUAAUGCCUUCUCAGAAAAUUUUUUAGAGGUCCCAGCUGAGAUAGCACGAGGGAGUAUCCAGGCUGUGGUUGAAGAAAGCUGCCCUAAAGCUCUGACUUUAAGGAUACAUGAUUCUUUGAAUAAUACCCUGUCAGUUGGCCUUGUGCCAACCAAUUCUACAAAUACCAUCAUGGACCAAAAAAAUUUAAAGCUGUCCACUCCUGGCCAGAUGAAAGCUCAAGAAGUUGAAAGAACCCCUCCAGCCAACUUUAAAAGGACAUUGGAAGAAUCCAACUCCGGCCCCCUUAUGAAGAAGCAUCGACGCAGUGGCUUGAGUCGAAGUAGCGGUGCUCAGCCCGCAAGCCUCCCCACCGUCUCCGUCUCACAGAGGAAGAACUCUGUGAAACUCACCAUGCGGCGCAGACUGAGGGGCCAGAAGAAAAUCGGGAAUCCUUUACUGCAUCAGCACAGGAAAACUGUUUGUGUCUGCUGAAGUGUGUCUGGGAAGGGGUUUCCCUACUUAGGAGAUGAGGGCUUUAUGAAUUUGGUGCCGAAGUUCAACUUUUUUUAAGGAGACAAAAUAAAGAGUAUACAGUUUGACAUUUGGAAUUUAUCCUGGCCUUGUACUUGCCUGUAUUAUAAAUGUGAAUUUUGUAGAUGUAGAGAAUAAGUUGCUGUAAAAUGUGUGUAAAUUUGUAUCCUUCACACAAAUUCAGUCUCUUACUCUGAUACAUGGUAAUUAUGACUACAGGGCUAAUGUUUAAGAAAAAAAAACUCAAAAUAAGAUUUUAAAAAUACACUUAAACUUUUUAAAAAUACUUAAAAAUUUGUAUAUGCUACUUGUGAUGAAAGCAACACAACUUUUUAAAGUAAAUUAAUGAGCAAACUGGAAAAGUGAUGUAUUUUCAUAGUGAUUUGUGCUCCACUUAAUGUUUCCUAGGGACUAUUAGUGUCUUAAAAAUAUUUUUUCUCAUUUCAUAAUUCCGAAUUAACUCUUUCAUAGGAGAAGUAUUGAGCCAUGUUAAUGUAGCUGGAUAUUAGUCUCCAUUUCCCAGUUAUACUAUGCAGUGUCUGAUUUCAGUAGUGUCUUUCUAAAACAUUCAUCAUCAGGUAUACUCACCGAAUCUUUGGCCUAGAAAGAAUUGUGUUUGCCUAAAACAAUGCCCUUCCCAAUUGUCCCUGAGCAAUGGCAUUAUUGGGUGUUAAAGUAGUUACCCAAUUCUAGUGUUCGCUUGAAAUAUGUGAAGUUUCUCUUGCUUAUUUCAAUAACAGAUGGUGCUGCUAAUUCCCAACAGUUCUUAAAUUAUUUUUUAUCAUACAGUUUUAAUUGAUUAUGUGGGUACACUCAUCUAAUAAAUCAUGUUGCUGGAUUUUGCUGGUGACUUUCCAUGGUAUGUAUUAACAGUCUGUUGUAUGUGAUAAUCAUGCUUUAUUGACUUGAAAUACAUAUAUUCAUUUUUGCA